AUGGAUGAUCAUUCCCAUCUCUACAUUGGCACUGCCUUUGUGGCCGGUGUUCUUCUUACCAUUGGGUUCAAGGACCUGGUGUACCCUGAGCUGGAACAGCGCAUUCACGAUUAUCUAGCUUGUCGCCAAUCCGAGCCUGUGACAGACUCCGAGAGCCUCCCUAAUGAUAGUCUCGUCGCAAGGCCAGGUCCGCCGGCCAUUGUCGAAGGCAUUGAGGGUUGUAUCGGGAACACUCCUCUCUUUCGCAUCAAAUCCUUAUCUGAUGCGACUGGCUGCGAGAUCUUAGGCAAAGCCGAAUUUUUGAAUGGAGCGGGCCAGAGCUCUAAAGACCGGGUUGCACUGAGCAUGAUCCAAAUUGCCGAAGAACACGGUUUCCUGAGACCACAUUCAGGUGACACCAUUUACGAAGGCACUUCCGGCUCCACGGGCAUCUCCCUAGCUUCUCUGGCCCGAGCGAAGGGUUACCUGGCUCAUAUCUGUAUGCCAUCCGACCAAGCCAUCGAAAAAUCCAGUCUUUUAUUGAAGCUGGGCGCAAUAGUAGACCGUGUCCCACCGGCUCCCAUUGUCGAGAAAGACAACUUUGUCAAUCGCGCACGAUCGCUUGCACAGGAGCAGACUGCGUCUUCAACUGCCAACGGACGAGGAUUCUUCGCGGACCAAUUCGAGAAUGAGGCCAAUUGGCGAGCCCACUUCAACGGCACGGGGCCCGAAAUCUACGCUCAAUGCAACGGAAAACUGGACGCCUUUAUUGCAGGAGCGGGAACCGGUGGCACUAUCUCUGGCGUGGCACUUUUCCUGAAGCCCCGGAUCCCCAAUCUAAGUGUCGUCCUAGCCGAUCCCCAAGGCAGUGGGCUGUACAACAGAGUCCGCUACGGCGUCAUGUUCGACUUGAAAGAGAGAGAAGGCACCAGGCGACGUCGACAGGUGGAUACCAUUGUCGAAGGCAUCGGAAUCAACCGAGUGACGGCUAAUUUCGAAGCGGGCAAGGAAUUGGUGAACGACGCAGUUCGAGUAACCGAUGCACAGGCUUUGGCAAUGGCCAGAUGGCUUGUGGAGAAGGAUGGCCUCUUUGUUGGUAGCAGCAGUGCCGUCAACUGCUUUGCUGCCGUCAAGACAGCAAUGAAGCUUGGGCCAGGACAUAGGAUUGUGACGGUCCUGUCCGACUCAGGGUCAAGGCAUCUUUCUCGAUUCUGGGCAAAGGCAGGGGAUGUCGGUGGCGCCGUCGAUACCAAGCUUGAAGAUGUGUUGAACGCCACGGAUGAGGAGUAGGUGUGUUUCAUGGCGGGUUCAAAAAACCCUGCGCCAAUUUACUUGGGCCCGAGAAGAAAGGACAAAGGGACGGCAAGAGCCUUGAGAGGGUAGACCCCUGGAGGGCGACAAGGCUCAAACAAGCUAAUUCCACUAAUGGUAUUGCUGCUGCUAGUGUCUGACAAGGUGAUGUAUCGUUCGAUCCGUUGCCGCCUAAUCCGACAGCCUAGGAUAUACUCGGGUUCAUCCGGA
Messenger RNA from Aspergillus homomorphus CBS 101889, 1500 nucleotides. Its product is annotated as putative cysteine synthase. The record is from RefSeq and is a predicted model, not a curated record. The transcript has 5 exons. The coding region runs from base 1 to 1269 and encodes 422 amino acids. NCBI's taxonomy places the organism in Eukaryota, Fungi, Ascomycota, Eurotiomycetes, Eurotiales, Aspergillaceae. Gene Ontology annotation, cellular component: cytoplasm. Gene Ontology annotation, molecular function: cysteine synthase activity.